AUGGCGCCUUCAUUAGAAGAGCCAGAGGCCGUCGCCGAUGUCAUCGCCAACCCCCUCAAACAGAAGCCCCAGCUGGUCGCUCCCGAGCCGGAACACUGCCCCGGCCCCGAGUCCGAGCGAGCCGGCACGGCGUCCUCAUGCGAGGGCUGUCCCAACCAGGCCAUCUGCGCAUCUGCCCCCAAGGGCCCCGACCCAGACAUCCCAAUCAUCACGGCGCGGUUAGAGAAUGUCAAGCACAAGAUACUCGUGUUGAGCGGAAAGGGUGGCGUAGGGAAGAGCACAUUCACAAACCUGCUGGCGCACGCCUUUUCAACGAACCCGGAUAGCACGGUGGGCGUCAUGGAUGCCGACAUCACGGGGCCCAGCACGGCCAAGAUGCUGGGCGUGGAGGACGAGACGAUCCACGUCAGCGCCACGGGCAUGUCGCCGGUGUGGGUGACGGAGAACCUGGCCGUCAUGUCGAUCCAAUUCAUGCUGCCGGACCGAGACGCGGCCAUCAUCUGGAGGGGCCCGAAGAAGAACGGGCUGAUCAAGCAGUUCCUCAAGGACGUGGAGUGGGGUGAGCUGGAUUUCCUGCUGGUGGACACGCCGCCGGGGACGAGCGACGAGCACCUGAGCGUCAACUCGUUCCUCAAGGAGAGCGGCAUCGACGGCGCGGUGGUGGUGACGACGCCGCAGGAGGUGGCGCUGCUGGACGUGCGCAAGGAAAUCGACUUUUGCCGCAAGGCGGGCAUCCGGAUCCUGGGGCUGGCGGAGAACAUGAGCGCGUUCGUGUGCCCCAACUGCAAGGGCGAGAGCCAAAUCUUCAGGGCGAGCACGGGGGGCGGGAGGGCGCUGGCGGAGGAGAUGGGGAUUCCGUUCCUGGGGUCGGUGCCCUUGGAUCCGAGGAUACGGAUGGCGUGUGAUUACGGGGAGAGUUUCUUUGAUUCGUUCCCUGAUAGUCCGGCUUGCGUUGCGUUUAAGCAGGUGGUGAGGAAUGUAGGGCGGCAGCUGGGCUUGGACGAGGAGAGUGUGCUGCCAGAAUAG
This is a messenger RNA of Trichoderma reesei QM6a, 1026 nucleotides long. RefSeq lists its product as uncharacterized. Gene Ontology annotation, cellular component: cytosol. Lineage: Eukaryota; Fungi; Ascomycota; Sordariomycetes; Hypocreales; Hypocreaceae. The coding region runs from base 1 to 1026 and encodes 341 amino acids. Gene Ontology annotation, molecular function: ATP binding; 4 iron, 4 sulfur cluster binding; ATP-dependent FeS chaperone activity. Gene Ontology annotation, biological process: iron-sulfur cluster assembly. The transcript has a single exon. The record is from RefSeq and is a predicted model, not a curated record.